GGGCGCAUGCGCACAAGCGCGUGUUUAUGGCUGAUUCUGCUGGUCAGGGUGAUGUUGCGAGUUUUGUACAGGGUUCUUUACGGAGUUAACAGCAGGUCUGGGGUCAGUUCUGUACAGCGGACCGGUACCAGAACUCUCAGCAGCGCUAUGGGCAGUUUAACCCCGGAGAACCGCUCUAUUCACUCCGACAACAUCACUGAGGUUCAUCUGAUCCCCAUAGAGCUGCUCAUCAGACCCAUCCCUCCGGUUCUGGACCAGAAUAAAGUACAGAGCCUCAUGCAGACCAUACAGAAGACGUCUGAUACCGGCAUCGUUCCUCCCAUAGACGUGCUGUGGAUCACAGGAGAGCAGGGAGGGAACUACUACUACUCGUUCGGUGGCUGCCACAGAUUCGCUGCUUAUCAGAGGCUGCAGAUGAAGACCAUCCCCGCCAAGAUCAUCAAAUCCAGCAUCUCAGACCUGCGCACCUACCUGGGAGCUUCCACACCUGACCUGCAGUGACCAGAGGACUCCAGACUCAAAAUUUUAGUUUAAAAAUGGAGAACGGACUCAGCUCAGGGGUUCACAGACUUUUGCAACUUGUGACCGAUUUAACCCAGCUCGAAAGGUUACACCACCCACCCUCACAAUUUAAUGGACCAUCUAUAUUAAUAUAUAUUUAGAAAAUACAGGAAUAAUUUUAUAUUAUUAUAUUAUAAUAUAUAAUAAAAAAUAAUAGUUGUCGUGCCAAAUUUGGCCCGCGUGCCAAAAACUGCUACCCAUGGGGACCGAAAAAAAUU
Molecule: messenger RNA, 779 nt
Organism: Astyanax mexicanus (Mexican tetra)
Lineage: Eukaryota; Metazoa; Chordata; Actinopteri; Characiformes; Acestrorhamphidae
Gene: srxn1
Product: sulfiredoxin 1 homolog (S. cerevisiae)
Exons: 2
Coding region: 7-501 (164 amino acids)
Biological process (GO): cellular response to oxidative stress
Cellular component (GO): cytoplasm
Molecular function (GO): sulfiredoxin activity
Source: RefSeq, a predicted model, not a curated record